AUGUCUAAUAAACAACUUAGUGAAGCAGCUAAAGCUAGAGGUACACAAGCCUUUAAAGAUCAAAAAUUUGAAGAAGCUAUUAAAGAAUAUACUGAGGCUAUUAAAUAUGAUGAAACAAAUGGUGUAUUAUAUUCAAAUAGAAGUGCUUGUUACGCUUCAUUAGAACAAUUUGAAAAAGCAUUAGAAGAUGCAAAUAAAACAAUUGAAUAUAAACCAGAUUGGUCACGUGGUUAUUCACGUAAAGCAUUUGCUUUAUUAAAAUUAGAAAGAUAUGAAGAAGCAGAAGAAGUAUGUAAUUCUGGUUUAAAAAUUGAUCCUGAAAAUCAAAUGUUAAAAGAUAUUCUUGAUGAAGUGUAUGAAAAAAAAGUACCAUUUAAUGUUAAUGAAAUGUGGAAAAAUUGGAGAGUUAAACUUGCAGCUAAUCCAAAAACUGCUUCAUAUUUAAAUGAUCCAGUUUUUGUUAGUAAGAUUGAAAAGAUUGCUGCAGAUCCUAAAACACUUCAAACAGAAAUGAAUGAUGUUAGAAUUACUGAAGCAAUGAUAGUAUUAAUGGGAAUUGAUAUGAAUAACUUUAAACCUCAAGAACAAGAACAUACUAAUACUCCUAUGGAAGAAGAAAAACCAAAAGAUACUCCUAAAACUGAAGAAAAGAAAAUGGAAGAAGAAACUCCAAAGAAAGAAGAGACUCAACCAAUGGAAGAAGUUAGUCCAGAAGAUAUAAAGAAAAAAGAAGCACAACAACAAAAAGAAAAAGGAAAUGAAUUAUAUAAACAAAAGAAAUUUAAUGAAGCAAUGGAAUGUUAUGAUAAAGCUAUUGAACUUGAUCCAAGUGAUUUAACAUUUAAAUUAAAUAAAUCAGCUGUGUUUUUAGAAAUGGAAAAAUAUGAUGAAUGUAUUAAAUUAUGUAAUGAACUUCUUGAUGAAUAUAAAGAACAACGAAUUUAUACACAAAAUGCUAAAUUAUUUAUGAGAAUUGGUAAUGCUUAUUUCAAACAAGACAAAUAUACCGAAGCACUUGAUUUUUAUAAAAAAUCAUGUACUGAAAAAAGAACAGAAGAGAUUUUAAAUAAAAUUAAAAUUACUGAGAAGAAGAAAGAGGCUAAAGAACAACAAGAAUACUUCUCAGUAGAAAAAGGUGAAGAAGCUCGUGCUAAAGGAUCUGCUUUCUUUAAAGAACAAAAUUUCCCUGAAGCUAUUAAAUGUUACACUGAAGCAAUUAAACGAAAUCCAAAUGAUCAUCUUGCAUAUUCUAAUAGAGCUGCUGCUUAUCAAAAACUUGGAGAACAUCCAUACGCUAUUAAAGAUGCUGAAAUGUGUAUUAAAAUUAAGCCAGAUUUCAUAAAAGGAUAUAAUAGAAAAGCAUUUUCUCAUUUCUGUAUGAAAGAAUAUAAUAAAGCAUUAACUGAAUAUGAACGUGCUUUAAAAAUUGAUCCUAAUAAUGCUGAAGCAACAUCAGGAAUUACUACUGUUCAAAACGCAAUCAUGGGAACAAGUAAUGCAGAAACUGAUGAAGAGAGAUUAAGACAUGCUAUGGCUGAUCCAGAAAUUCAAAGUAUUUUAACUGACCCAAUGAUGAGAAAUAUUUUGGAUGAUAUGGGAAAGAAUCCUGCUUCUGCUACUAAAUAUUUACAAGACCCUGAAGUUCGUUCAAGAAUAGAAAAAUUGAUUGCUGCUGGUAUUAUUAAAACAGCUUAA
Entamoeba histolytica HM-1:IMSS is the source of this 1695-nucleotide messenger RNA. RefSeq names its product TPR repeat protein. The record is from RefSeq and is a predicted model, not a curated record. The coding region runs from base 1 to 1695 and encodes 564 amino acids. Gene Ontology annotation, molecular function: Hsp90 protein binding. The transcript has a single exon. NCBI's taxonomy places the organism in Eukaryota, Evosea, Mastigamoebida, Endamoebidae.